AUGCUUAAAAGGCUAACCUUUGCAGGUUUUGCUAGUGGAUCUGACUGUGUGGACAAUCCCAAACAGGAAGCAGUGUUUGAAAGGAAACUGGCAGAGUUUGGUGUGAACACGUGCAAGGAGCUUCUCACCAACUGUGUUUACCUUGAGGAUGCCUCAGUCAGUGUGUGCGGCCUUAACCUAUAUGGGUCACCUUGGCAGCCUCCGUUCCCUAACUGGGGUUUCUACCUUCCUCGUGGUGAGGCUUGUCUGCAGAAGUGGAACCUCAUACCAGACGAUACAGACAUACUGAUCACACAUGGGCCUCCUAUAGGUCAUGGCGACGCCUCUUUUUUUCUUCGAAAUCGUGCAGGUUGUGUUGAAUUGCUGUCCACGAUUCAACAGCUUGUGCAACCCAAGUAUCAUGUGUUUGGACAUAUACACAGAGGUUAUGGCAUAACAACGGAUGACGUCACAACGUUCAUAAACGCGUCAACUUGUACGAUGCUAUUCAGGCCUAACAAUCCGCCAAUUGUGAUCGACAUUCCACUGCCCACUGGGCACAACAAGGGCGAACUGGCCUCUGUACAGCCCUGAAGGCUUAUACGACCUUUGUAGCAUUCAUAAAGUAAAAACCUCCUGUUCUUAGAGUCACCUUCUUGGCAUUGUCUCUAUCCUUUUUGAAUAAAUGCAAUAUUAUCUAUUAGAUCAGCAAAAAUGCAAUGUUUUGUGAAUGCAAAAACUGUGUAUGUUGAAAGCAAUUGUUUGAUGUUAUUAGCGAUUUAAUUCUAUGGACAUUUGCUCGUCACACAGGCACACAGUCCUCAUGUUUCCAAGUGGGUUGUGAUUGUUAUUUUCUAAGCAUGAAGGAAUAAAUCUUUGCUGAUUCAAAUUACAUAGCUGGAUUUUCGAAUGAAUGCAUAAUA
Molecule: messenger RNA, 902 nt
Organism: Dreissena polymorpha
Lineage: Eukaryota; Metazoa; Mollusca; Bivalvia; Myida; Dreissenidae
Product: metallophosphoesterase domain-containing protein 1-like
Source: RefSeq, a predicted model, not a curated record